CCCUGGAAGGCCUGGAAGGAGGGCCUGGUCUAUGUAAAACUCUUCUCAAAAGGCCAGGGGCAGGGGGAGCAUGUGAGUAACUACCUCUUUGAGUCUCUGACAGUCUUUAUUCCCACCCUUUGUCUCUCACUUAACUUUUGCAUCUCUCCUUCCUGCGCAUGGGUUUUUGCAUCACUCUGCGGCCUCCGUUCCGUCCGUCUCUCCUGAAGACUGUAUCCCUCUUUCUUCUGCCUGGUUCUGCUCUCCUGCCUUGGCUGUUUUAUAUUCCUGUCUGCUUCUCCCUCCUCUGGGUGUCCCAGAGGUCUGGUUUUACCUCUUACCUUCUCCUCCCGGAAUUGAUAUCUGCUGACCCAACAGGUCUCACCACUUCCCCAACCAGAGGACGACUCCACUGUUACACCUGCAGCUUUGCUAAGCCCUGCUACCCUGUUCUCACAGAGUGCCAGGAAGAUGAGGUGUGUGGCAUCAGUGUUGGCACCUCAGACCAGAAGGAAGAGGUCAUCGAGCGGAGAGGCUGCCUCCCUAGGGCCCACUGCCCUCUGCUGGGCCGUGCCACCUACUGGUCACAGCCCUAUGCUCUCCGGCACCAGUGCUGUGAGCAGGACCUGUGCAACGCGGCCGCCUCCCUGCCGCGACUCCCACGCCUGCCCCUCACCACCCUGUCACUUCUUGCAGCCAUCUUUGCCUGGGGAGUCCAUAUCUUCCUCUAGCCUGUGAGUCCAUGUCAGCCCAGGACUCCGAUGUUAUCGUGGACCUGGAAACAUCUGCACAGAUGUUUUUGAGGCAUGCUCAAGAAUGUGACUUUGUGUAAAAAGCCCUGGCCCUUGAGGGUUUUUAUGCCAACACCUCUACAGACCCCCUCCUAAGACCUGAUUCCUACAGCUGGAGUUUCCGAUCCCAGCAUGAAUGUGUCCAGAACCUCGCCUCAUAAGAAACACCCUCCCCACCCCAUCCCCCGGCGCUGUCUUUUCUCUAGGUGUCCCAGGUCAGCUACCCUGAAGGAGCCCUGGGUCCCAGGUAAAGGGACAGAAGUGGCCUGGGACUGGUGAGGGGUAGAGUGCUGCUAGGAAAGAUGUAACUGGGUAUCUGAGGGUCUCAAGAAUGGAAGGCUACCUUGGGGAACCAUGAAGAGUACAUUU
Messenger RNA from Peromyscus californicus insignis, 1139 nucleotides. RefSeq names its product lymphocyte antigen 6G6e-like. Gene Ontology annotation, cellular component: plasma membrane. Bases 159 to 710 code for a protein of 183 amino acids. The transcript is spliced from 2 exons. Gene Ontology annotation, biological process: desensitization of G protein-coupled receptor signaling pathway; acetylcholine receptor signaling pathway. Lineage: Eukaryota; Metazoa; Chordata; Mammalia; Rodentia; Cricetidae. Gene Ontology annotation, molecular function: acetylcholine receptor activator activity; acetylcholine receptor binding; transmembrane receptor protein serine/threonine kinase activity. The record is from RefSeq and is a predicted model, not a curated record.